Molecule: messenger RNA, 2290 nt
Organism: Oppiella nova
Lineage: Eukaryota; Metazoa; Arthropoda; Arachnida; Sarcoptiformes; Oppiidae
Source: the annotation of a GenBank genome assembly
UACGAUUGCAUACAUUCACGCCAUACGAGCCAUACAGUGAUCAUCGCCUCAACCUCUUGUGGCCCAACAAAUGGCGCCAUUUCUAUAGACAUCGCGAAAGACAUAAACAAUACAUCCGUUGAGACGUCGCUUCCGGUGAAGAGUCCACUCAAUCCACUCAUUGUCUCGCAUUUGUGUCCAUCCAUUGGCAGCACUUGUCAUCACAACAACAACAACAGCCGCGCGGUGUUGACACUCGUGAGGGGCGCCCAACACCGCCCCCGACCCACACAUCGCACCUCCGCCGCCCGCCACCACCUCCUGAGCCAUGUUUUACUCGGUGUUCGUGUUGGGAAAGAAGGGGCCGUUAGCCAGGGUCUGGUUGGCCGCCCACUGGGACAAGAAGAUCACCAAAGCGCAGAUCCUCGAGACCAAUAUCGUCGAGAGUGUCGACUCCAUACUACAGCCUAAGGUGAAGCUGUCGCUGAGGACGUCCUCUCACCUGCUGUUGGGAAUCGUGCGGAUCUACGCCCGAAAGACGCUGUAUCUGCUGCAGGACUGUCAGGACGCGGCCUUUAAGAUAAAGAGUGCGUUCAGACCGGGAGCUGUCGAUCUGCCCGAUGGCAAGACUGAGGCGGCCAUCAGUGCCAUCACUCUGCCAGAGAUGUUGGACUUCAUCAACGACUUUGAUCUCAUCGCUGAGCCGCCGAUGCAAAUGGAACCGCCGGCCACCAGCGCUAACAUACGAAACAUAACACUAGUGGAGGACAUCUCCAGCCUUCACGUGGACGACCCGCUCAUGCAGGACGUGAGGGAGUGGUCGGACAUGUCGUCGGUUCACGCCAACGAUGGCGGCAUUAACCUGAAGGAGACACCGGUUUUGGGCAAAAGUGGCGCCAAAACGGGAAUCGAUUUGUUCGACAGGCCGGCGCUCGACGAUGGCUUCGGCGGCGAACUCGGCGUCGGUAUCAUCGACGACGACGACAUGUUCGGCCUCCCGGUGCCGCCCGAAGCGCUCGAGCAGCUCGACCCGCACCACGAAGUGCCCGAACAGCAGCCCAAGAGUGUGCAACGGCCCGACUCAGCCAUGUCUGACCGCAGCGACAGUAUGUCGUACGGAGCGCCGGCGUCAAUGGCACCCUCGGGUCCGCCGUCAACGCCCGGUUCGGUGCCGCCGCUGCCCGACGACGACGAGGAGAUGCCGUUCGCGGCGGCGCCCGCGCCGGUCGUACAGCAGCAGUCGUUCGACGCGCUGGAGGGCAUCCGACGGGACAGUACGCUCGACCCCAAGCUGUCCGACAUUCACGACACGAUGGUGUUGGAGCCGCUGGAGGGCCAGGGGCUGGAGAGGCGUCGCAAACGGCGCAAGAAGUUAGGAAUGCUUAUCGACGAAGUGAAGACACUGUCCGGCGAGGAGAUGAAGGCCCAGCUCUCGGACACCGGCGACAUCAUGACGACAUUGGAUUUGGCGCCGCCCUCCAAGAAGUUGAUGCACUGGAAGCGCACCGGCACCAGCGAUAAGAUGUUCGCACUGCCCGAACGGUUGAUGCCCUGCGCCCGACUACUGGUGCUCUACUCGCGCCACUUGACCACCACUCGCAUCGAAGUGGAUAUGGAGGACCAGUUGCCGGAGGGCGAGCUCAUGAACGGACACGAUAUGCCGCCACCGCUGCCCGAGUUGGACGAUUUGGAGGAGCAGUUGCCGCAACUGUCGCCCAUCGCUGAGGACCUACAGCCGCCCAAAACCCCGAAGACUCCCUCCUAUACGCGAACGCCGCCUAAAAAGAAGCGCAAAACAGAGGACCGGAAGCACAAAGACAAGGAGGCCGUCAACAAUCACAUCACUCGCGAUGAGACACCAGACUCGCGGCUGAAGGACGUGUCGUCGCUGCAGAACAUUCGCGCCGGCAGUCUGGCGACGAGCGAACAGCCCUUCCAACACACGUUCGACACGUUUCAGGAGGAGGACGACGACGACGACAUGUACGGCGCGCCCAUGUCUGUGGGACCGCCGGAGCCCAUGUUUGAGGGCGAGACGGAGGAGCAGUUCGAGGAGCGGAUAACCAAACGGCGCACAGAUAUACUGUUGAGGUAUAUGGUAACCCAGUUAGAGGAGGGGCCCCUCCUGUUCACCAAUUUGGUCAAACAUAACCGGAGGAAACAGGUCGCACAGAAGUUCUUCUCAUUAUUAGUCCUUAAGAAACAACAGGCAAUAGAGUUAACGCAAAACGCGGACAUCCCAUACGCCGAGAUAUACAUAGAAAAGGGUGGGCGCUAUGAGGAGGCGCUGCUCUCAUCGUCUGUAUCUUAA